This is a messenger RNA of Aspergillus heteromorphus CBS 117.55, 699 nucleotides long. RefSeq lists its product as uncharacterized. Lineage: Eukaryota; Fungi; Ascomycota; Eurotiomycetes; Eurotiales; Aspergillaceae. Bases 108 to 497 code for a protein of 129 amino acids. The record is from RefSeq and is a predicted model, not a curated record. The transcript has a single exon.
GAUCUCCGACUCAAGCCGGCUGGCUGCGAGCAUCGACCGACUCCACCAUUAUUAUCUCCUGCUCCUGCACAGCUCACCACACCACCAUCCCAUCCAUCACUGCACGCAUGCUCCCUGUCCGCCCUCCAGCAUAUUACACCCACAUUCUCCGUCCCGUUGACCGCCACACCGAUGCUUCUCCUGUCCGCGACCCCGACACCACGCCCCCGAGCCGAUUGAACAUCCCCCUCCUCCACCACCGAUCCCUCUCCCCCGACCGAUACCGAUACCCUACCGAACCCCAACCCACCAAAUGGCGUGGUAUUCGCUCCUCCCGCCGGAAUUCAUCUCCUUCGAGACAUGGAUCGUGCGCAUCUUCGUCCGUCUCCCUUCCCCUCCUCUCCCUCCCCUCUCCCAUCCCAUCCUUGCUGGACCGCAGACUACGGAAAUUGAAGCUCCGCACUCGCGCACACACACACACACACACACAAACACACACAGAGAGAGGAAGUGACUAACUAUUCCAUCCACAACCGCAGAUCUUCCUCGGGUUCGUCACGAUCUUCCCCUGGGCCGCGCUCCUCAUCUUCGAUAUCGCGCUGUAUGUGUGGCGCAUGGUGACGUAUGAGUUCCCGGUUGUUGGGGGCCGGGCGCGCGGGAGGUCGCGGCCCAGGGCGCCAAGUCUAAAUGAGAGGCCCGGUGGAAGGCCGAGGGUGUUGG